GUGGCGUCGUGGAGACUCGGAGUCUCCGCAGAUUUGUCGUCCACUCUGAUCCCGAAGCAACAGUUUUCAGACAGCCUCCUGAAACGUAAUGCCACCAGCGGGUCCCGAGGCUUCACAACCGCCGCGUAUCUUCUCAGAAACGACUUUUUAAAACAAACUGCGGAGUUAACCAUUCGGUGUCGAUGUCAGCGCGAGCGCAGGUAGUGAAGCGUAGAAGUGACGUCAUCCCGGAAAAAGAAGAAAAAGAAGAAGAAGAACUCGUAGUGCAGGUUGUUCGUGUGUACAACAACCUGUAAUUUUAUUACAAGAAAAACGAGCGAAGAGCGCCUAAAUGCCUUUUAACCACAGAAUAGUUCUCGGUUAUAACUAUUUUUAAAAAGUAAAAAGACCGAAAAGCAAAGAUGGAGGAGCUGUGGAAGAAGAAGCUGUACGUGGUGGUGGACGUGUUGUCUUGUGUCCUCGCUGCAUUGCCCUUCAUCAUUUUGAACAUUCUGAACAAGCCGUAUCACAGAGGGAUUUACUGUGAUGACCAGAGCAUCAUGUAUCCCAUAAAAGAAGACACCAUUACUCAUACCAUGUUGGCUGCUGUCACCAUCUCCUGCACUGUUGUCAUUAUCACUUCAGGAGAAGCAUAUCUUGUUUACAGUAAGAAGAUUUACUCAAACUCGAGCUUUAACCAGUAUGUAGCUGCCCUAUACAAAGUAGUAGGAACCUUUUUGUUUGGAGCAGCUGUCAGUCAGUCAUUUACAGACUUGGCCAAGUUCACAAUCGGCCGCCCGAGACCCAACUUCAUGGCUAUGUGCGCCCCCAAAAUCUGCACAGGAUACAUGCAGGUGAUCAACUGUACGGGCAGACAUCAAGACAUCAUGGAGUCCAGGUUGUCCUUCUACUCAGGCCAUUCCUCUUUUGGAAUGUACUGCAUGCUCUUCCUAGCGCUUUAUGUCCAGGCAAGAUUGGUGGCUAAGUGGGCCAGACUUGUCCGGCCCACAAUCCAGUUCUUCUUGGUGGCCUUUGCUGUGUAUGUGGGUUACACCCGGGUUUCUGACUACAAGCACCACUGGAGUGAUGUGCUGGUGGGGCUCCUGCAGGGGGCACUGGUUGCUCUUUUCAAUGUGUACUUUGUGUCAGACUUCUUUAAGAAGCGUCCUCCACCUUGCACUCGGCCAGACCCGGCUGACAGUGAAGAUCCAGAGAGGAAACCCAGCUUGCACCUUGCAGACUCUGAGCACUGCAAUCAUUACAACUUUCAUCACCCCAAUACCAGGUCUUUGCGAUCAGGGUUGUAGCUGGACAACGAAAGCUGCAGCAUGCAGAACCCAUGUCAUGGGAUCCAUCUGAGGGGCUUAGACUCGGAUUGUGCAGUUAGCAUCAUUUACUUAAAUGUGUAAAGGGUGAUGAUAACAGAGGUCAUGUUAUUCUGUAGGUUGUCACGUCAGAUUAAGUUUAUAGUGCUCAACCACGAUUAUGUAAUUAUGUUUCAAAGGGCUAAAGCUUUGGGUCUUGGGUCUGUAGGUUGCAGCCUCGGUGCUACAGCUCCCUUCACGUCAACCACUCGUGCGCUGCCUGCUCCAAAAACCACUGGACUGACUAGAGGGGCUGUAUCUCAUUACCAGGUGCCUGACCCCUGCUCACACGUGAUGACCCCCUUUUCUCCUGUAAGAGAGAGAGGAGCAUUUUAAUUUGAAAACAUCAUUGUUGAUGUUGAAGCAUUUCUGCUUAAAGCUGCAUUAAGUGAUUGUUUUUACCUUUGACACUCACAUCUGUCUCUUAAUGGAGCUUUAAAUGUUUAUCUUUUUAACAUCUCUGUCUAGAAAAUCAAGUUGUUUUUUAUGGUAACAUAAAUGUCAGAAUGAGAGGAUGAAGGAGUGUUUAUAGGUUAACGGAGUGCUUCCAUUAGUUGGCCUCAUGUUCGAGCACCUUAUACUGGUUACACACUAAAAGACGUCUGCAAAACAUAAAUUGUGGAAAUAGCAACAUUGAAUAAAUAGUUCCUUUUACUUAUUCCUUUUUGCUCAGAGUUGCCAUAACAGAUCCAUGCAUCCGUAUGUUGAUUU
Molecule: messenger RNA, 2054 nt
Organism: Thalassophryne amazonica
Lineage: Eukaryota; Metazoa; Chordata; Actinopteri; Batrachoidiformes; Batrachoididae
Gene: plpp2b
Product: phospholipid phosphatase 2b
Exons: 6
Coding region: 402-1286 (294 amino acids)
Biological process (GO): phospholipid dephosphorylation; signal transduction; phospholipid metabolic process
Molecular function (GO): phosphatidate phosphatase activity
Source: RefSeq, a predicted model, not a curated record